CUUCACUUCGACAUAUCAGAUCCAUCGCAACCCUCGACAAGGACGACGCGCAAGAUCCAACCUCAUCAAAAGCCAUCCCAAACCUGCGAGCGCCCAUCACAGGCUGCCCGCGAUGCCGCCUGCUGCGAGCCAAAAGGGCACCGGCAAGAAAGCCGGGCCCGGUGCUAUGCGACAGCGCAGCCGCAACACGACCCCGAGCUCCGUCGUGCCCUCGGCCAGCUUGCCCCCUAUCGACGCUGUCGACACCGAGUAUCUCGAGCUACGUGUCGAGCAGUUUCGUAACCUCAACUACGAUGAUCUCGUAGACCAAGGCGCCUCCAAUGCCGUGAUGCCCGACUCCAAGAGUCUCGAUGGCAUGAUUGCCCGCCUGCAGCGCCUGCAGGAAACCAUCGACAGACGAAGCAAUUUCUGCGAUAGGGGUAUGCGCAUAUUAGCCAGCACGCGCAAGCAAUACGUCGACGUCGACGAGCCUGCUGAACCCGCCGCGAAGGCCGAGGGGGACGGCAAGAAGACGGGCAAGACCAACAAGAAGAAGAGAAAGGCGGCCGAUACCCUGGCACCACCCCAGGAAGGGGGAGUCGAGCGAUCAUCCCCGCUUAGGGAAUCCACUAAACCACGAAAGCUUUCGCGCGACUCGGCCAGUUCUUCCCUGUCACCCGUCGCGCCCGCAACACCAUCAGCAAUGGAAGUCGACGAGAAGAAGAAGAAAAAAGAAGAGGCCGAAGAGGAGGAGGAGGAGGAGAGUUCGGAGGACGAGGGCGCGCCGCCCAAAAAGGCCCAACCCGCUGCGCACACCUUUGGCGACGAUCCCUCCACCUUCCCCGACCCGACCGUCUACGAAAUUCGCCCGACACACCCAGGCAUGCCAGAGGACGAAUUGAAGGAGAUAUUCUCUGUCGCUGUCUUUCCAAAGACUGAUCUGGCGGAUCUCAUUGCUGGCGAUCCUCCCGACAAGGACUUUAGUAGUGCCAAGCCCACGAACCAGAUCAGCUUUUCGACCUUCUCGACGUAUAUGGAACCCUACUUCCGGCCUUUUGCUGAGGAAGACCUCGGCUUCCUUCGAGAACGCGGCGAUCGCGUCACACCUUUCCACAUGCCUAAGAGAGGCAAGAAGCACUACACUGAGAUCUGGCAAGAGGAGGAUGGCGCCAUGGCACUUGACAAACCUCAAGGUGCGCGCGAACAGUUGGCGCCCAACCAGGCUCGUGGCGCGAUUGACAACAUGGACGACGAGGUUGCCGAGACAGAUAAACUCUCUGUCGGUCCCUUAUUGUCUCGAUUGAUGCAAGCGAUGCGACCCGAGAACCGACCCCAAGCAGACGAAGAGAAAGCACCCAACGGCUUCACCAACGGAGAUACUGUCAUGAAUGGCGGCAGCGUCAACGGAGAAAAUGGAGAUACGCAGCAGAGCUUCGUCGAUGAUAAGGCUCCGCCGACUGUGCCGCCUGCAUCUUUCAUGCCCGAAUCGAACUCCGAGGCAUGGAAGAAGGCUUCGCAUCCAAAGUUGGAGUACACCCAGGUCGAUGAACGAAUCAAGCAGGAACUGAAGCACAUUGGCUUCCUUCCCCAGGAAGGUAAUUUCGAGCCGGAAUACGAUGGCGCAUUCGACGAUGAGGUGGCAGCACGACUGCGCUUACUGCAAGGCCGCCUUCGAGAGCAAAUGCUCAUCAACGGCGCUCGCAAGUCUCGACUCACGGAGCUCGUCAAGGAGCGCAUGGCGCACCAAGAAUACCAAACAAUUCUGGAGGAUCUCGACACGCAAGUGCAGGCUGCCUAUCUCAAGCGAACCCGUACAAUGGGCAAGAGCAAGAAGAACAAGCGACCUGGCGGUGCUGGAGGCGGUAGCCACGCGGUUGGUGGUGCGGCUGGUAUGGCAAGACCAGGCAUCGGCGACAUGACGAAGACCCUAAUGGAGCGCCGGAAGCGCUGGAUCGAUACGAUUGGAUCUGUAUUCGACGACGAGAGCCUUGGCAAGGUGCCGCGUGGCUCAGAUCCCGAGUCCUCCAUCUUCAAGGCUCCUGUCAUGGCUGAUCUGAUGAAGAGAGAGAAGUCGCAGUGGGACGAAGAGGUCGAGGAGGAAUAAGGUAUUCAGCUCACCCGGCUGAGGAAAAUGGGAUGAUUGUCAAUAUGUUACGACUAGCACUGGUACAUGCUUUGGUAUCCUGGGUUCUCGGUUUUGGGAGGUAAAACUUUGGAGUGGCAGUCGACCAUUGGACUGGACUCGGUGGACGGCGUUAGGAACAGCAUAGAGG
Colletotrichum scovillei is the source of this 2252-nucleotide messenger RNA. Its product is annotated as histone acetyltransferase subunit 3. The transcript has 2 exons. Gene Ontology annotation, biological process: regulation of transcription by RNA polymerase II. Lineage: Eukaryota; Fungi; Ascomycota; Sordariomycetes; Glomerellales; Glomerellaceae. Gene Ontology annotation, cellular component: SAGA complex. The coding region runs from base 113 to 2083 and encodes 656 amino acids. Gene Ontology annotation, molecular function: transcription coactivator activity. The record is from RefSeq and is a predicted model, not a curated record.